AUGAUUUUUACUCCUUUGAUGUCUCCUGCUACCUGCGAAUUAUGUGGUCAAUGGAUGCCUGGGCAUAGUAGCAGCUGCCCUAGAAGUGGCGUGCAUCCCUCGCAAUGGACCAUGGACAUUGUAGAUCCAAUGAAUUUCCAAGAAUACAACGACAACAGUGAACUCACUUCAUUCUCACACAACUGGUCACACGUUUACCAUCUACUUGAUGCUGAAAAUGACGAUGAUUAUCAAGAGUGGAUCUCACAAUGGAUCGCAAACACACGCACACAUAUAUAA
Molecule: messenger RNA, 279 nt
Organism: Mucor velutinosus
Lineage: Eukaryota; Fungi; Mucoromycota; Mucoromycetes; Mucorales; Mucoraceae
Product: endoplasmic reticulum retention protein
Exons: 2
Coding region: 1-279 (92 amino acids)
Source: RefSeq, a predicted model, not a curated record